Messenger RNA from Gadus chalcogrammus (walleye pollock), 4854 nucleotides. Its product is annotated as CMRF35-like molecule 7. The transcript has 8 exons. Lineage: Eukaryota; Metazoa; Chordata; Actinopteri; Gadiformes; Gadidae. Bases 1972 to 2745 code for a protein of 257 amino acids. The record is from RefSeq and is a predicted model, not a curated record.
UGACUGGAUCCCUGAAUUCUAGAGGGAAAAACAUGAGCAUUUUUGGGGGUUCUUUCUUUGCAAUAGCAUUUUCUACUAUACAGUACAAAUUCAAGUACAUUUGGUUCAGCUGAUCAAGUGCUUCACCUCGGGAAAAGAGAAGCCUACCAUUUUCACAGAAUUCAGAUCUCAUUGUGCAUAUGACCGAGAACUGAAGGCAACUUCCUUUUCCUUUCGUAGGAAGGCCCUUACAUAGGUAUAAAAAACUUCUAUGAAUAUGAUGUCGGCUCAGAUUGAUAUAAAAUCGUCCUGCACUCUGUAUUGUGUUAACCAAAAAAAACAACUUUUGAUAAAGGUAUGGGGAUUUUAAGGGAUUCUUUAUUGUGUACCUUUAUAAUAGGGCAACUCAUUUUUUCAUACCAUGGAUUGGCCAUGUAUCUUAUCAACAACAAGAGUGUAAUCAUUCAUAUUUUUUUUAAGCAAUUAUGAGUAAAAAUACAUAAGGCUGGCUGGCAUGUUCAGACAGUCUCUUAGCUGUUUAUUUCAUUUAUUUUAUCUGUUCAUCUAUCUAUCAUCUCUCUCCCAUAGAGAUCCUUUUAGAGAUCUAAGAGGAGAUGCACGAGGGACACUUAUGUAGUUCACUUCAUCUAUGCUGAGGUUUAGGUGUGUUAGACUUGACAUGAAAGAGGAAGAGAUGUAUUCUUUGGUUUUUCUGAGAGUAUGUGUGUGUGUGCAUGUGUAGGUGUGUGUAAGAGAAAUAAAAGUCACAAGUCUUCCGGGAUGUUUCAUUCCAAGCCAACAGUUGAGAGGGUGUAUUGAGAUGAACUGGCAGUAAUGGGAAUGCAUUUUAAAUAUCUCAAGAUCGAAUAAACUUCAAAGAUUGUUAAUAAUAAGCCAGUUUGUUAUAAGUGAGCUAUAAGGACAAUCGUGAUGGAUUCUCUCCCUGCUAAGCAUGGAUUGAAAGGCAUGAACAUGAACAUGAACAUCAGUUCAACAGUUCCAAAAGGGGACCUUACCAGGUCCCAGGUUUCUUGGAUCCUGACGGUUGCGAUGUGUAUGGUGGCGCUGCUAUUUGUUUGCCUGUUCACCUUCUUGCUUUGGCUGCUUGCUCGGCACAUGAGAAAUAACACCGGCAGGCGCCGCAGACAGGAGAGUAAUCGAGAGAAAGAAAACGAUUAUGAGACGAUGAGCCCUGUUGGACCUCCUCGGCCCGAGUCCAAGUUUGUACGUUCUGGUCGUAAGAAAAGAGUUCUGCCGCAACCAGCACCAAACACUGUCCCCACAAAGCCGCGGCGUCCGACGGUCAGCGCCUGCAUCACCAUAGACCUCAAUGAACACUCCGAUGUUGCUGAUUCCGGACAGACGUGUCUCUACCAAAGCCUGAACCUCAACCUGAAUGAGGAGAGUGUAUAUCACACAAUGCUUUAAUUUUUUUUUAACAAUUCCCACUUUAUUUCUGGUAAAAUCUGCAUGUCAUGAAUGACAUAGGCCUAUGGAGAGGAAGGCAUAUUCUUUUUUCUGGACACUUUUUCUAACUAAUUCCCAAAUGUUACUUUAUUGGAACCACAAGAGUAACCAUGAAAGUGGUUUGAUCCAAAAGAUGACCCUGGGUUAUAAUGCUACAUGGGCUUUGGGGCUUGUCUUCGAAAAAUUGUAUAUUGCACCAGCCUGACUUAGGUGUAUGCCUACCUAGCCGUAAUCACUUGUAGAAUAAAGCACCCAUAACCUUUUUCCUGAGUUUGUUUCUAUUAAUUACAUGUACAUUAUAGGCCUAUGUAUAUAAACCACAUCUCUUUUAAUAUCUAACAUGCUAAAAUGAACCAUGUCAGGAAGUUGCAUCAACAAAAUGACAGAAAAAGUGAAUAGAAUAACUCAGAAGUGUUUAGUGUGACAAGAAAGGAGAAGCAAACCGAGAGAAGAGGAAGCGGAACUUCAACACGGCGCCAUUAAAGCCCCGGAGGGUUGUGGGGAGCAGAGCGGCGUCUCAGGAACAUGAAGGCCGCGGUCCCUUUCCUCAUUCUCCUCAGUGGCUGUUGCAUGACUUGGACGGAGGCCCUGACCGUUAAUGGAUUGGUCGGGGGAACAGUCAGAAUCAAAUGCACUCACACCAAUGCGCAGAGCAACACCAAAUACUUCUGUAAGGGAGAAUGUCGUGACCAGGACGUUCUCAUAAGAAGUAAGACGGGAGGAUCGGAUAAGUAUUCUAUCGAAGACAAGGGAAACACAUUCAUCACAACUAUUAUGAAUCUGCAGCCAGAAGACACUGGGACUUAUUGGUGUGGGAUAGAAAGGACAGGAAUCGACACAUUUGUUGAUGUGUAUCUCAAGGUCAACAAUGACAAACAAAAUGAAAGCUUACGAGAAGAAAGCCUUUCUGAUCAGUUGACAUAUAUAGGAGUUGCCCUUGGUGUUGCUGUGUUGGUGCCAGCCCUGGUUCUUCUGAUCUUCUGCAUGAAAAAACGCAGAAGAGCCUCGUUUGCUUCAGACAAAAACCAAAGCACCCAUGAAUGUCCAGGAGACCCGAGUAGGAACAGCCUGCUUCCCGCCUCAUUGACCAAUCCGCACCCUGAUAGCACUAUUUACUCCAAUGUCAGUGGGUUUCCAAAGCCUCAGGACCAACCAGAUGAGAGUGUGUCGGUCCCCUCCAGUCCAGAGCAGCCCGGUGUCUUCUACUCCACUGUGAGCUACAACAAUGAUUCCAAGGGUGUGGCCCUCUUAACGGAUACAGACUCUGUCAUGUAUUCUACCAUUCAAAAGACAAAGUAAGGGCCUGGAUGUAAAUAAUUAAGAGUGAUUCUGCUUUCGGAAAGUACUAUUAAUAGUGAUAAUAAUAACUGUACUGCUAUUAACAGUUUUAUUUAUUGUGUAUUGUGGGGAUAAUAAUCAAAAUAUGUUUCCUAUUUUCUAUAUUUUUAUCCUUUCAAUUGUCAUUCGUCAUGUUCUGAAGUCAUUCAAAUUCUUGAAUGGAACUUUCUUCUGUGAUGUUGGCAACUGAAAUGAAUGCAUACCAAAAUGUGCAUACAGGCAAACAAUCACACACACACACACACACACACACAAAUACACAACCGCACAGAUGUGAAAAUAUGCAAACAUUUGAAUGAAUCGAAUUAGAGAGCAAAUCAGCAAUCAAAGAAGGGCAAUAUGUUUACAAAACUCUCCUUUUGAGAACCAACAACCAACAUCCUUCAGUAACACUUAAAGGGGACCUAUUAUGCUUUUUCGACUUUUAUGACCUAUAAACGUUGUUAUAAUGAUUGAUAGUCAUGUUUAACCAUACACAAAAAACAAUGUAGAUUUUCGGGAAACUCUUCCUCUCAUCUGGGCGCUUUCAGCAUUCUCUGUCAACGCUCGGUUUCUUCCUUCUCCGCCCCCCUCGCCCCCCUCCUGCCAACCCAACUCUGUUGUGAUCGGUUACCUUCCUUAAAGCGCGAGAGCGGGCAGAUUCGACCGGGCAUAUGGGGGCGCGGCAGGAGUGCCCCUACGUAGUAGAUGAUUUCCCGGAAAUGUGAACAAGUGAAUCGCAAAAGUUGUCCCGAGUGUUUAGCGCUCUGCACAGCCACCCCAGACUGUCAGCAGGGAAUAUGUUGAAAUGCAUGUACGUCAUUAUUUGACACUUUAGUAUGGUUAAACAUGACUAUCAAUCAUUAUAACAACGUUUAUAGGUCAUAAAAGUCGAAAAAGCAUAAUAGGUCCCCUUUAAGAAGAUAAUUACAUCUUACAAGAUGGUUUUUCAUGCAGAUCAAUAUUUUUAACAUGAGGUGGCAAGUGUAGUCCACCAGGUCAAUGAGCUAGGACUGAUAUCUAGCUGAACUGAAACAGAAAAGAUAUAAGCUUGAUGAAACAAACAAAAGAUGUACCUACCUCACCAGUUUGAUCCAUGUUUCAAAUUGUUCUCCACGUCACCGCUAGAGAGAACCAUAUAGUAUAAUGUGUCCAUCGUAAAGUCAGCGUCUUUCGUGAUUCUUAUACAUUGGCCACUAGAGGGCAGUGCUUCUUGCCAAAUUAAUUAAAUAAUAAAUCACACGAAAUAUGUGUCAUGUUUGAAAAGGACCUGUGUAUGAAUAAUUAAUAUAAACAUUAUUGUAAGAAUAAUAAUUCAACUCAACGAGUUGAAUGUGUCAGUAGUUGCUGCAAACAUUUGAUUCCGAAUUAAUCUAACGAUCACUUCUAAUUUUAAAACAUUUAAAUGUAAUGAUGGGGAGAAAGAGAGAGUGUGAGAGAGAGAAGUGAAAGUGGGGGAGUGUAACACGAUAAACACUAUAUUUUGCUUAUUAGGGCUAGGAACAAUAAGUUUUACAAAGCUAUAAUUAGACCACGUUGCCUAUGUAAUCACUGACAACAGGGGACAUUUCAUAGUUGGACAUUUUAGCGUGCCGACAGGCUUUCGUCGGGACGCGGAACCCGCAACUCAAAAUCGGGACUGUCCCCGCAAAACCGUGACAUCCGGUUACCCUAAAGGGCUUUUAAUGGUUCCACGUUCCCGCAAUGCAAGGGGGUUACGGACGGUUACGGACCCCUUACGUCCUUGCGUAGCCUACUCUCCUUGCGUCCACCGUAAGUGCCGGACGUGCGCCUCCCAAAAAUCGUAACCUUCCGUCGAGGCCACACAGCAGCAUUGGCUGUGAUUGGUCCGCUUACUAAAACCCAAUGCAGAACCAUAAACGUCCACGAAUGCGUUGAAGCGUCUGCGUGGUCAUUGCGGCCUUAAUGACGAUCGGAUGGUUGUGGGUAUCAAUUGUUGAAAAAAACAUUGCUUCGGGUGGAUAUUGAUAGCAGGCAGCAGGUGCAGAUGACAUUACAGCUCAUCUGUGCAUCUCUUUUAACUACUGGACUGACAUCAUAAUGCCUAGUAGGCCUGGCCAUUGCCAAAUU